Messenger RNA from Aspergillus costaricaensis CBS 115574, 4455 nucleotides. It is a transcript of the gene anxc4, whose product is annotated as annexin ANXC4. The record is from RefSeq and is a predicted model, not a curated record. Bases 1 to 4455 code for a protein of 1484 amino acids. Gene Ontology annotation, molecular function: calcium ion binding; calcium-dependent phospholipid binding; GTPase activity. Gene Ontology annotation, biological process: cytoskeleton-dependent cytokinesis. Gene Ontology annotation, cellular component: cell division site; microtubule cytoskeleton; septin complex. The transcript is spliced from 5 exons. NCBI's taxonomy places the organism in Eukaryota, Fungi, Ascomycota, Eurotiomycetes, Eurotiales, Aspergillaceae.
AUGGCAACCGCUUCACCAGCACCCCGGACCCCGGGUCGGACUCAGCCUUCCGCAGAAGUCCCUCCUGUCGUCACGGACACCAAAGACCAACGCCGAACAUCUUCUUUGGGUUUUCUUCGUCGCUCCAAGUCUAUUGAAAUUCUAGGCGAAAGACGCUCGUCCGGAAGCAAGAACGGAAAGAAGAUGCCGAAGGCUCAGACGGCGGAAGAAGAAGCUCGCCGCCAGCGCGAGUCAAUGAUGUAUCAACAACCCCCGCGUCUACCUGAUCUCUCGCCGGCUCCAGUUCUUGAGACCUUUGGUGGCGAUGAGCGCCGAGACACUGUUGCUGCACUUGCAAGCCAGCCCGACUCAUCUCAGCAGCAAGCUGUGCCCCGCAGUACGAUAAGCACGCCAGUUGCCCCGGAACCGAGCGACGCCUACGCACGAGCAGAGAGCAUGACACACCGUGGACGCUAUAGCUACGCAAGCAGUGCUGUUAGUACCGUCAACAAUCCGCGUCGGCUGCGUCGGCGCAAGGAUCCCACCCCGUACAAUGUCCUUGUUGUCGGCGCAAGUAACUCGGGCAAGACCUCAUUUCUCAAUUUCCUCAAGAAGUCCUUGGAAUUGCCGCCGCAUAAGCACCCCUCCCGUUUGCCAGAGGAAAUCGCAUACCAAGCUCGCCAAUCCCCCGCCAAUGAGGGCUACGCUUCCCACUAUCUGGAGACAGAGAUCGACGGCGAACGAGUCGGUCUGACUCUCUGGGACUCUCAAGGCCUGGAGAAGAACAUCGUUGACAUCCAGCUACGAGGGGUGACUGGGUUCCUGGAAAGUAAGUUCGAGGAAACGCUAAGUGAGGAAAUGAAGGUUGUUCGGUCACCUGGAGCUCGCGACACCCAUAUCCAUUGCACCUUCUUGAUCCUGGAUCCAGUCCGCUUGGACCAGAAUAUAGCGGCUGCAGAGCGGGCUGCGCAGGGAACCCCCAGGGCAACCGAUACACCUGUCAUUGGUGUUCUCGACGAGCGUCUUGAUGUUCAGGUCCUGCGAACCAUAGUGGGCAAGACCACAGUUGUUCCGGUUAUCAGCAAGGCCGAUACGAUCACCACAGCCCACAUGGCGUACCUCAGGAAGGCUGUCUGGGAUAGCCUGAAGAAAGCCAAUAUUGACCCGCUGGAGAUCCUUUCUUUGGACGACCAGGAAGAGUACACAUCUUCUGAGAGCGAUGAUGAGGACGAGGAGGCGCAAGGUCAAGAUACCGAACAGGAUGCGGAGGCCAGCGCUGCGAACGAGGAAGGUGCAGAGGCCCGGUCUCCACGUUCGCCCUCCCAGCGCAGCCAGGACACGCGCAAGUCUUCCGGUUCCCAAGCCGUCGUUCAGCAUAUUCCUUUCACCAUCUUGUCUCCCGAUCCACAUUCACUUAGGGCUGGCGAUGAGCCUGUUGGGCGCAAGUUUGCCUGGGGAUUCGCUGACCCGUACAACGCCGAGCACUGUGAUUUCCUCAAACUGAAGGAGGCCGUAUUCAACGAAUGGCGCUCUGAUCUCCGCGAAGCGAGCCGUGUGGUCUGGUAUGAGAGGUGGAGAACCAGCCGCUUGAACCGUAAUGUUGCUGUGGCCAGCGCUGCACCCCAGAAGAAGCUGUAUGCGGGGAGAACUGGACCGGAUAGCGACGUAAAGAGGGGCGGUUUGACUCACGGUCUGGCCGGCAGGAAUGUGGAUUCUGGACCCCAAGCUUUCUCGGCCGUCAUUCGUGAGACCAGUGGAUAUCUGUCGCACAUUAAUAUCGCGCCCAGUGGGCCGGCGUUGCGCUCGCAAGGCUGCAGAGGACUAAUACUGUACAGUGCACUUACACAGAACAGUGUGGACGACCCAUGGUCGCGAGGCCGUUCCAAGUCCCCAAGCGGCCGUAUCCGCGAGCGUUCCAAGUCUCGCGAUUAUCGCGAUCCGUCCGCCGCUGAUCCCCGCAGUUAUUACACCUCUGACCUCAAUGAUGGAAAGCUCCGUGCUCGAUCACGCAGCAGAGGUGUAAGCCCUGGUGGCGCUCAUCGGACUAGCUCGCGCUAUGGCGCUGCUGGUCCCGAUUUCCAGUCUGAUGGACGGGAAGCCUAUUUGCGACCCGAACUCGGCCGCGAUCAUUAUUAUCAAUCUGAUUCGGGAGAAAGCAAAGGGGCAAGGCGUGACGCCGGGCCGCGCAAUUCACGCCAUCGUCUAUCUGUUCACUAUGAAAGUGAGUCUUCGCUCGACUCGCUGAGUUCGGACGAUGAUGAUGCGCUUGCAUACGGUGAUCUUCCCGGGAGCCGCGACAACAAAACAUACGGAAUCUCAGGUCUCAAGCGUUAUAUGCCUAAGCUUGGUUCUGCACGUCGCAAGGAUCCUGCUAUGAUGUCCGGGGCUCUUAAUAACGAUGCAGCCCACGGCAGCAGGCCGUCGCAUUCUCACACCCCUUCGAGAGAAGAAAUCAGAGGUAAUUUCGCCAGUCCCGAGCCUUCCCCCUACGGCGGCUAUCCUGCAUCAUCCACAGCUCAGGCCAACUGGGCACCGGUCCCAGAGUGUGAGCGACCGGGCUUCGUGCCGCCAACUUCUCAGGCGCAAGCUCCAUCCAUGCCCGGGGCAUUUCCGUAUCCUGCAACCACUGAGCCCUCUGUACCGGCUACAACUGCAGCCGUCAAUACUUCCUCCGUACGCUACGUGACUCCACAGGGCUUGCAGGAAACUUAUUCAUCGUUUAAUGGCCGUCCACUGUCGAUGCCUGGGGGCAACGCCUAUACUCAUGUGGCUUCGGCACAUCAGCGCACUGCUUCGACUGACGCGACUGUCAAGACACCCUACGCUGCCCCACCUCAGUACCAAUACGCGCACAUAGAUCCAAAUGUUAAAUAUGCUUCUAAAAGCGCAGCAGAUAGCGCAGCCAAGCCGGUCGCAUACUCGACAACACCCCAAUUCUCCACCAAAACCGGAGCUACUGCAGCCAAACAGCCACAGGUUGCCGAUGUCAAAUAUUCUGCUAACCCUCAAUUCUCUAAGGUGCCUACCACCAGCUCGGGCAAUAGAAUGGAGUACGUUGAAAUAGCGCCUCGGACCACCACGCGUCCUCACAGUCGCUCCGUAUCUUCCGUCAAUAACCUCGCGGUCGAGGGCCCCGACCCGACCAGCAGGCCUGUCAGUCCAAUGCUGGAACCAUACAAAGGCACGUAUCAGAGCAUAUCACCCAUGCCAUCACCGAUCGUCAUUGCCCCCAGGCUGGACGGCGACAUUUCCGAUAUGGAGCCUCUUGAGUAUGAUUCGGAUGAAGAACUCAGGGUACAUAGACGGAAGAAAUCCAAGGAUGAUCGGGAGCGUACGACAUUGACAGUCGAACGCCCAAAGCGGGAGAGCAGCCGAAAGAGGGAGAGUAGCCGCGUGCGGUACGAGCACCGUGCUUCUGGGGAACUUGAGAAUGUCGUGGUGAGAACCCCCAGUCGCAGCCAGAAACGCGUGUCAUUCUAUGAUGCGGGUCCGGAUGCCGCAGCGCUUCACGAUGCCCUGGAACGGCCACGGCAUCCCGAUAGAAAAGCCCUGAUCCGCAUACUGCCGCGCCUGAGCGCAGAUGAAAUCAUGGAACUCCGCGACGAGUUCAAAAGACAUAACAAACUGCAUGGGAAGGGAAUCAACAUCGCCAAGCUCAUUAAACUUAGGGUUGGAGUCGACGCCUUUGGCAAGGCAUGCCACGCCACCGCUCUUGGUCGCUGGGAAUCCGAAGGCUUCUGGGCGAACUGCUUUUACCAGUUGGGCAACUCUAGGCGUGAACUCCUCAUCGAAUGUCUGUUUGGUCGCACUAACCGAGAGAUCCGCGAGAUCAAGAAGGGUUUCUCAGAUUCACGAUAUAAAGACAGUCUGGAGAGGUGUAUGAAGGCCGAGUUAAAAGGAGACAAAUUCCGCACGGCGGUGCUCCUUGUCCUGGAAGAGAGCCGACAGAGCGAGCGUGACCCGAUUGAUAUGCGUCUGGUGGAUGAAGACGUGCAUAAUUUGUAUGCCGCACUAAUGACACAACAUGGGGGAGAAACGCCCAUGAUCUACAUCAUUGUGCGGCGCAGUGAUUCGCAUUUGCGAGAGGUCCUCCGUGCGUAUGAAAAGAGAUACGGCCACAAUUUUGCCAAAGCCAUGAUUAGCAAGUCCCGCAACCUGGUGGGAGAGACUCUUGCGCAUAUUCUCAAUGGAGCCAUCAACCGGCCGAUGCGCGAUGCUCAGCUCCUCCACCAAGCCCUCCGCGAGUCCCGCCCGGGGAAGGACCGGUCAGACCUACUGAUCUCGCGCCUGGUCCGGCUGCACUGGGAACCGCGGCACCUGGAGCGCGUGAAGGAUGACUUCAAGCAGCGAUACGGGCAGCGCCUGGAAUCGGCCAUCAAGGAAGAGGUGUUGACCAGCAGCGGUGAGAGCGACUGGGCGGAGUUUUGUAUCGAGUUGGCGCGCAGUUCGAAAGUCUUGGCUACUCGGGAUUACUAG